CAAAACUCUCUCAUCUUGAUAAUCAUAUAUACACAAACCCUCUCUCCUUUUAUGGAGAUCAAAUCCAAAUAGUCUUACUUUCGAGAAAUAACGGCCGGAAAAAUUCAUAUCAAAUCCUAAUAUACCUACAUUUGAAAAAUACGCUACUGACGAUCCUCGAAUUACGGAGAAAUUUAUAUCAAAUUCAAAUAUUCCUACGUUCAAAAAAUACACUAUUGACGGCCCUCGAAUUAUGAAGAAAAUCAAGAGAGAAACUGAUUUAUGUCCAUAUUAUUUAUCAAUAAAAAAUUAUGUUUUUUCAUAUUUUAAUUUGUGAUUGCAAUUUAUUAUUGUGUAAAAAAAUUGUGGGAAACAAAAAUCUCUAAUAGGCAAUAGCUCACAUGCCCUAUAAAUACCACCAUAACAUUAUCAAACUUUCUAACAUAUAGACAUAAAUAUUAAAUAGUCAUAAACCAUAUAUGUUAUAUAAUAUAAUAUAAUAUAUAUAAUAAUGGCUUGUUCAACGAAUAUUUGGGUUGUUAUAUUCUUCUUGUGCUUAUUAGCUGGUCCAAUUAUUGCUCAAGAUUAUAAAGAUGCACUUGGCAAAUCUAUUUUAUUUUUUGAAGGACAACGUUCUGGGAGACUGCCAGUAUCUCAAAGAGUCAAAUGGAGAGGAGAUUCUGCACUCAUUGAUGGCAAAAUUGAACAUGUGAACUUAAUUGGCGGGUACUAUGAUGCUGGUGACAACGUGAAAUUUGGAUGGCCCAUGGCUUUUUCUUUAACUUUAUUGAGUUGGGCUGCUAUUGAAUACCCAACACAAAUCUCUUCUGCAAACCAACUUCCCCACCUCCAACGUGCAAUUCGAUGGGGCACAAAUUUCUUAAUUCGAGCCCAUACUUCAACUACCACUCUCUAUACUCAGGUUGGAGAUGGAAAUGCAGAUCACCAAUGUUGGGAGAGACCAGAAGACAUGGAUACACCAAGAACAUUAUAUAAAAUCACAUCAAAUUCUCCAGGUUCUGAGGUUGCAGCUGAAGUAGCUGCUGCUUUUGCUGCUGCGUCUAUUGUUUUCAAAAAUAUUGAUUCCAAUUACUCUGCUAAAUUAUUAAGAAGAUCCCAAUCUCUAUUUGCAUUUGCGGACAAGUAUAGAGGAUCUUACCAGGCUUCUUGCCCAUUCUACUGCUCUUACUCAGGUUAUCAGGAUGAAUUGUUGUGGGCUGCUGCAUGGCUAUACAAGGCAGGUGGAGGAAACAAUUAUUUAAACUAUGCUUUAAAUAACCAAGGGUGGAGUCAAUGUCCCUCUGAAUUCAGUUGGGAUAACAAGUUUGCUGGAGCCCAAAUUUUACUAGCCAAGGAGUUUCUUAAUGGGAAGAGCAAUCUGGAAAAGUUCAAGAAAGAUGCUGAUUCAUUUGUUUGUGCAUUAAUGCCAGGAAGUAGCUCUGUACAGAUUAAGACAACCCCGGGUGGACUAUUGUUUUUUAGAGAUAGUAGCAAUUUGCAAUAUGUGUCUGGUGCCACCAUGGUACUUUUUAUGUACUCUAAAGUCCUUGAUGCAGCUGGAAAAGAGGGAAUUACAUGUGGAUCUGUUAAUUUUUCCACCUCCAAGAUUAAAGCCUUUGCAAAAUCACAGGUAGACUACAUACUUGGUAACAAUCCACUUCAAAUGUCAUACAUGGUUGGAUUUGGCAACAAAUACCCAACACAACUCCACCAUAGAGCCUCAUCACUUCCUUCAAUUUAUAACCACCCCGCCAGGGUGGGCUGCAACGAUGGCUAUAGUUCGUGGUACAGUAUCAACAAUCCAAACCCCAACACACAUGUUGGUGCGAUUGUUGGUGGGCCCAAUUCUGGGGAUCAAUUUGUUGACUCGAGAUCAGAUUACUCUCAUUCUGAACCCACGACUUAUAUGAAUGCAGCAUUUGUAGGAUCCGUAGCCGCUUUGAUUGGUCAAAAUAGAAGGCAAAUUAAUUCACAAUUUAACGAACCAAUUUUAUGUGAUAAACAAAUUAGCACGAAGAAUGUUUCACAGUAAAAAAUUGAAUAUCUAUAGUCAGAAAUAAAUAUAUCUACAUAUAAUGUUUUACUGUAUGGUACAUAUAAUGUAUAAUCAUCCUACAGGCUCAUAAUUCAAUAAAAUCAUUACUUAUGCCUUCGAUUUAA
This is a messenger RNA of Capsicum annuum, 2139 nucleotides long. RefSeq names its product endoglucanase 18-like. Lineage: Eukaryota; Viridiplantae; Streptophyta; Magnoliopsida; Solanales; Solanaceae. Gene Ontology annotation, molecular function: hydrolase activity, hydrolyzing O-glycosyl compounds. The record is from RefSeq and is marked provisional. Gene Ontology annotation, biological process: carbohydrate metabolic process.